AUGUACUCGUUUGGUUGUAGCACGGCGGACCAACUCCCAUUUGACUCUCGCUCAUUGAAGCCAUUGUUAUUCUUGUCUAUUGGUCUCUUCAUCGCAAACGCUUGGAGCACUUCCGCAUCCAGGAUGGGUUCCUUCAUGGGGUGGGACACUCGGUUUAGAGUUCGAGAAAGAGCUGGACGUGGACAUAACGGCUAUGAAAAGAUACGGCAAGGCGCUGGAGGAAUGAGUGUAUUCAUUAGACCAAUCGGCGAGUCUGUUGGCGGACAUUUCCGUUGCGGUAGGGAUGUUCGGAGAGCUGAGUACACGGACCAUCUUGAUCACGUCUAUUUUCCAACCUUUGCGAUCAACGGGCACGCAGAAACUGCUCAGGAGUUUGUCAUCAACAACCCCUCCGCCGUUGGACUCUUGAAGAAGUUCGCUCUUGGUGGCUGCGACAGUUUGUAUCCAGCUAGGUAUAGCACCACUCCUUGCGUCAAUGUUCUUGCAAAGAAUAAUGUUUGA
This is a messenger RNA of Desarmillaria tabescens, 501 nucleotides long. RefSeq lists its product as uncharacterized. The record is from RefSeq and is a predicted model, not a curated record. NCBI's taxonomy places the organism in Eukaryota, Fungi, Basidiomycota, Agaricomycetes, Agaricales, Physalacriaceae. The transcript is spliced from 4 exons. Bases 1 to 501 code for a protein of 166 amino acids.